Spirodela intermedia is the source of this 4267-nucleotide messenger RNA. The record is from the annotation of a GenBank genome assembly. Lineage: Eukaryota; Viridiplantae; Streptophyta; Magnoliopsida; Alismatales; Araceae.
AUGUGGUUCCUGUGUGUCUUCUUCCAUAGGCUUUUGGAUUACAGGAGACCCGAGGUGGAGUCGCUCGCGGAGCUCUUCGGGGUGUUCGACGACGGCGAGGGAGAUAUAGCCUGCGCGGAGAGGCACCUGGAGUGGAAACUCCCGGAGAACUUCCAUGUUGACUCCCCUUUCCAUUUCGUUUCCCUCCCCUCCGAGGAGAUCGCCCGGAAGAUCGCCAAGCGAAGUGAGUCGGGUUAAACCCGUUCUUCUUACCGGCUUCCAUUGGUGUAUUUUGCCACCCCUUGCUUUUUAGUCAGCGGCGAGCGUUGGAAGCAGAACAAGAGGUGGCGAGUGAUCUAGGACCGCCUCAGUUUGUUGGCAAUAUCAUCGGGAAUUGUUAUUGAUUCUCCUUCUUUUUUAAAAGAAAGCCAUGAACAGACGACUGGGCAGGGGAAUUCUUAAAACAGCACGGGUUGCUUUCAUUUAUAAAAGCUUAGCAAGGCAUUAUAGCAUACGGACAUUCCUCGUAUAGUAUUUACUCACGCUCUUGUCGGAAACAAGACUUUUUAGUUUCAGGAAGUAAGCUUGUGUGUGCGCGCGCGCUCGCCACUCCGACUGUGUUCUUCCCUGUUCUGCCUUAGUUGUGAUGCUAAGAAAUAGGACUCAAAUCAAGGAGGAGGAGUUCAGGGAGGCAAUCCCCCUCAGUUUGAUAAUGCUGCAGCACGCUUCCUUCCUCUAUUCUGGGCCUUCAGCUUUCUUUAUUGGCAGAGUGAAUGGCGCGUCAGAAAGAUAUGGAUCGAAGUGCUGAUCUGCAUGAUGUUCUUGAGGUGCUGAAAUAUCUAAAUCCGAUUAGUGAAAUAGAAAAUGAUUCAGAGUUUUUGUUGAAAAGGGCAACAAGAUUUAUUUGCGAGCAUCUGAAUGGUCGAUGGACUGAAAUAACCUCUGUUUCAUAUUUGCCCAAGCAUCGUUAGAGUUUUCUUUAGCUUGUAUAAAUCAAUGUCCCGUUAAUGAGAUAUUAAAUGGGACAAAGUUGAGAAUGGCUAGGAAAGAUCAUUGCGAGCCUUUGGGCCAGCUGCAAGUGGUCCCCUGAUCCACCAUUAUUGUGAGAAAAAAUGCUUCCCUGUGAACAUCAUCGGGUAGAAGUGGAUGACCAGGUUGUGUCAUUUCCAUUUAUGGGAGGGCUUAACACAGGAAAAGCCCACCAAGUGGAGCGUUUCUCUCCUGAAGGAACACUCAUCUUGUGUAUGUGGGCACGUAUCCUUUUUCUUCAUUCCCCCCUAAAUUAUUUCUUGACUAUCAAACUAUGGAAAUAGGAUUAUAACCCAUCUCGUCAUUUCACUCUAUCAUAGACGCAUUGGUUUUCAUUCAUAUUAGGCUGUUCGUUAAUAAUGUAUUGCACCCUUGAAAUCCAAGUUACAUCGACCUCCAUGGAAAGCUGAGCCUGAAAAUGGUGUGUCUGAAAGCAACACACUUACUCUCUUGUUGUGGUGCUGCCCUUUGGAAAUCUUCAUUCUAGAAAGACAACGGUUCCCUGUGUGAAUGUAUCCCUUGAUAUGUUCUUCUCCUCCUCCUACAAAGUUCUUUUUGGAUCAAGUGCCUUCCUGCUUCAUAGAGCACAAUAUCCCAAUCUUGCCCCUCAUGCCAAAAUCGUGCUGUAUUCAUUUUUGAGCAUUGUGAAUAGCAGGCAUUCAUAUCUCUGCUCCUAAACUAAUCUGCAGAGAAUUAUUUAUGAAGUUUAUUCUAUGGGCUCUGUAUCAGUGGUUUCUAAAUUCUUGUACAUCUCAGGCAUACUUGUAAAGGGAAUAUAUGAGCUUUGGGGGCAUGGAAGCAACCAUCAAGAGUUAGAGGAAGCUAUCAAACUUUUUCCCGAAGAAAGGAAAAUCCCGUACUUGUCUUCAGACAGCACAUUCCGCAUCAUCGUGGAUAGUUUUGGCAAGGUGAUCAGCUUUGAGGAGCAAAAUAAGCGCAUAAAUGGACUGAGUUACAUACCAUUCAAGGUACUUUCGUCUUCUUGCUCGUGGAUAAGUAGCAUUUGCUCGUGGAAGAUUUUCUUGCUUUGAGCAAUUCAGGAAAGAUGUUUCUGCAACCUUUGAUCAGAUUUCCAUUGAGGGGUGAUUUUUGUGUGAGACAUAAUUUGCAUUGUCUCGAGUUUACCCAGACAAUGAUCAAACCGCAUGGUACAAAGAUCUUAUCUUUCAAAGAUGAUGUCGUUCAAUAUCUUGCAGUCGAGCAAAGUCAUGUGUCUGAUAAAUGUUGUUCUCUUUACAUUAUGUACAAGGCACCUAGUUGGCAUAACGUCUUUAUGCGCAUCAUCGAAGUAAGAUUUUUUAAAAUAUUUGGCUCAUUUUUUUCAAAUCAGAUAACCAUAAAUAUGAUAUGUGUUGCAUCAGAGAAUUUUUCGGAUACCUUUUGCCUCGAAGUAGUUGCCUCAACUGAGAUGCGUGUUUUCCAGCUGAUAUAUUUUUAUUUUUUAUUUUUUCCCAGGGUCGAGUUGAUUUGCGAAACCCUGAUCACAAGUUUUGGCUUAUGGAAACUGAUGACUAUAGAACUAAUAAUGGGCUCCCACGGGUUGUUCAGAAGAAGGUUUUCUUUGGCCGAGAGAUAGGAGCUGCAGAUAGGAAGCUUCUGCCGACUUAUCAGCUGAAAAGUCGCGGGUACCUCGGUCCCACUGCUAUGGAUGCCGAGAUGGCGUUUCUCAUGGCUAACCAAGGCUUAGCUCAACCAGGGAAACUCGUCUAUGAUCCAUUCGUUGGCACUGGAAGUAUCUUGGUUGCUGCCGCGCAUUUUGGAGCUAUGACUAUGGUCUGUGUUCUUUAUAACUACAUGUUUAUUUCAUGUCUGGAUGUUACGAUGUCUUCAGCAGGUUUUUUAUUUUUUGCUUUGUAGACUGUGUUUUCUGCUCUUUAUGUUCUUAUAUGAAUCAAUCAGGGUGCAGAUAUCGACAUUCGAGUGGUUCGUGAUGGUCGGGGACCCAACUGCAACAUCUGGAGUAAUUUCAAACAGGUGAUUUAAGCAGUUUUUCUUUUGUGAUUAUAUGAUUCUUGAAGAGGGCAUGAACAUCAUCAAGUACAUUUUCUCCAGCGUUCUGAUCUUUAGAUCUUUUAAUAUCUUUGAGAGAAUGCCCUGACCCUCCCCUACAUUCAUUAAUUGGACAUGCUAUGGCCUUUGACUUUCGUUCUGAAAAAAACUUUUGGCCAGCAUGAUCACUUCAUCUCAAAGCUGGGAAGCAGCAGUUAGAAUAGAUCAGAAUUUGACCCAGGACCUAUCAGCUAAAACUCGGUCUGGUCAACCAGAAUUAUGACUAAACUAUGAAGAUGUGUAUUUGUUCUUUCUGGAAAAUGUAAAUGAUUUGACUUGGAAUUAUGGUCCUUAGAAGUUAAUAUUGAAUUUAAGGGGCAACAAGCGUGGUUCCAAACAGAUUAUCAUGGCCCCCACCAUCCGUACAUCUAGAUUUCUUCAGGGUUUGACUUUUUGUCACCACGGUUUCCCAUGAUCCUGUGCUUUUCCUCGCAGUACGGUUUACCACCUCCGAUUUCUCUCCUGAGGGCGGACAACAAUCUUCCUCCCUGGCGGCAAGGGCUGGGAGAGGUACGGUUCUCUUUUCUGUCUCUGUAAAUCUAACGCCAUUGAUUCGCAUGUUCUUGCUCUGGGAUUGUCAUUCUGAGGCCCCUAUCCUGCUUGGGUUCUCCCUCUGCAUACCUUCAGCGUCGGAUCCUCUUCUCCUCUCGUGUGCCAGGUAUUUGACGCGAUAAUCUGCGACCCGCCGUACGGGGUUCGAGCUGGGGGUCGCAAAUCGGGAGGUCGGAAGCUGAUGAAGGGCACUGUCGAUCCGUACACCGUCCCGGAGGACAAGAAAGCCGACCAUAUACCCUCCACGGCGGCGUACUGCUUGGCGGAGUGCGUUCAUGACCUCCUGGAUCUCGCCGCCAAGAUGCUCGUGAUGGGCGGCAGGCUCGUGUUCUUCUACCCGGUGGUGCGGGACGAGGGCUCCGGCGACCCCCAAUACCCUGAGCAUCCCUGCUUCGCCAUGGCCGCCGCCUGCGAGCAGAUCCUGAGUUUCAGAUACAGCCGCCACCUGCUGACGAUGGUGAAGACGGCGGCGUACACCGAGGAGCUCGCAGAGUCGGCCAGACUGAAGCAUCGGGAGUUCAAGGAGAACCAUCUGAAAUGGAUGGAAGACGGGAACCUUCAUUCUGCCGUCUUCAGCCCUGCCGAUGCCCAGCAGCCGCCGCCGGCGGGCUGGCCUGAGAGAGAGUUGAAGCCCAAGUACAGGGGGAAGUAUGUGUAG